Ictalurus furcatus (blue catfish) is the source of this 1755-nucleotide messenger RNA. Its product is annotated as transmembrane protein 106C-like. The transcript has 8 exons. Bases 181 to 1047 code for a protein of 288 amino acids. Lineage: Eukaryota; Metazoa; Chordata; Actinopteri; Siluriformes; Ictaluridae. The record is from RefSeq and is a predicted model, not a curated record.
AAUUGUUAAAAUGCGGUCCUGGCCAGAGGGGGCAGUAAUGAGCGCAGAUUGUCACAUAAACCUGCAUUAAGGCGCAGAAGAAGACCGCGAGCUGCAGGUGAAGAGGAGAAGGUACACGGAAGGAAGUGCACUUAUUCUAAUUAGUGUGCCUUCAUUAGGGCAUUUCACCGGGUGGAGCUAAUGGGCUCAUUGUGCUCUCAACACUCUGGUUCAGUGGGCGGAGUCAGGAGGAUGGGCGGUGCAGAGGACAGCGCUCUGGUGGAGCGAGUGGAUGAUGACUCUCUGGAUGGGCGGGACAGACAGGAGGACAUCGCCCGGUUCCCAUAUGUGGAGUUCACAGGCAGAGACAGCAUCACCUGUCCCACCUGCCAGGGCUCUGGACGCAUCCCCUCAGAUCAGGUGAAUGAGCUGGUGGCAUUGAUUCCCUACAGUGACCAGAGACUGCAGCCUCAAAGGACGAAGCAGUAUGUUGGCCUGUCUGUGAUUGUGUGUUUGUUUGUCUGCUCCCUCGUCACCUUCUUCAUGUUCCCUCGGCCCGUCCUGGUGGAGGACGGAGGGAUACAGUCUGUCGUCAUCCAUUUUGACCAUGACAACAGCCGCGUGCUCAUUAACAUGACCAAUGCCCUGAACUUUAACAAUCAGAACUUCUUCACCGUGUUGGUGGACAGUGUGAACAGUCAGGUUCUCUACAUGAAGACGGUCAUCGGCACUCAGCAGCUCGACAACAUCAUCAGCAUCCAACCACUGAGCCAGAGACAGAUGAACUUCACUGUGACUGUGGAGAUUAGCGGUUCACUGUCCUACGUGUAUGCUUUCUGCACCAUGGCGAGCAUUAAAGUUCACAAUAUUGUGGUGUUCACACAGACCUCAGUAAAAACCUCCUACGUGGUUCGCAGUGCACAGAACACACUGGAGGCAUAUCGCUACAUUGACUGUGGCGCUAACUCCACCCUACACCACCCACCUGACCUUCACGGCUCUGUGCUGCCCCACUCAGGCCAGAGGACUCUGUACACACACAGGCUCCACCCAUUAAACACAGAAUAGCACUGUUCACAUCACGCUAUCUUUAAGCCAGCAAUAGUGUGAGAUUUCUCACAGCAUAUCUUCCCGUUAACUGUGUGGCUGAGACGCUAAACUCUAACAUUGAAUUCCUACUGGAUAAAAAAAAAACCUGCUGCACUUCCUGUUUACAUUCUCGUCUCAGGUCACUCACUUCAGGCACAUAAAGGGUUAGCCCUUAGCGUUAGCAGUUUGUGUUUCUGUAUUUAAACUAAAAGGGUGGGAAUUUUGAGAGAUAAAUGAGUGAUAAGUGGGGAUAAAUGAGAUGUGAUAAGAAUGCUAAAUGCUAGCAUGUGGUGCUACUGCUGAACGGCUGCUGAUAUCUCAGGUCACUUUUAUUUCAGGAGCAUGUAGUGUUAGCAUGUGGCCUUAUAGACUUAAAGCAGAGAGACAUGUAUAUAAAUGAUGUGUAACUGAGAUGCUAAAUGCCAACAUGGAUAGUAAAAUUAAUAAAAGUGUUUGUGUUUAGUCUUAACACUUAGCAUUAGCAGUGUUCGCAUAAGUGUUUCUGUACUUGAAGAAGAUAAAUUUUGCACUUUAUUUGCUUUUUCUUUUUAAUAUAUAUAUAUAUAUUAGGAUAUUUUUGGGUUUGUGUAAUUAAAUAUAUAAAUGUGAAGAUUAGACUACUCCCAUUUUUCUCUUGUGUAAAAUGGCAGCAGUGAAAUUUUAAUCUUUAUAUAAUGUGUGUGUGUG